AUGGACAUGCUUUUAGGUUGCUAUGAUGGCAAUAGAAUGGAGGUGGUGGCUGCAGUGAAAGAUCCAGAAGAAGAUAUGGGUCAUGCAGAUGACAUUCAAUAUGACGAUAUGCAAGAUUUAAGUGUAAACAGUAGAGUGAACAAUGACAUAAUUGUAGAUGGUUUGUGUGAUGGUUCUUUUGCGGCCCAGGCUGAAGAAGUAUACUGGAGGAUGCCACCUGAAAUACUGACUUCCAUAUGCAAUGAUUCUGUUUCCUUCUUAUGCAAGAGGGAGUGUUUCCCAGCUGCAUUGGAAGUUUACAUCUUGAUGAGAUUGAAAGGUUUGACAGUUUGGAGUAAGUCAUACUAUAUUCUCCUUAAGAGCCUCAUAAAUAGUAGAAAUGGUUUGAUUGUUGAGAUGAUUUUCUGUGACGUCAUAAAGGCAUGCAGAGUUUUUGAGCCUAGGAUGGUAAACAUUAUCUGUCUCUACCUUUGCAAAAAGAAGGUGGAAGAAGCAAUUCACUUUUUAGCUGGUUUGAGUAAAAGAAAUAUUUCUCUUGGUGUUCUGACAGUAGUUGUCAACACUCUUAAGGAAAAGGGCAGAGUUCAAGAAGCACUUGAUUUUCUCUUGGAAGCAGAAGAAAGCACUGCUUCUGCAGAUGAAGUUGUAUAUUCUAUCCUUGUGGAUGGAUUUUGUAAGGUAGGAUCUCUUGAGAAGGCUUUAUAUCUUUGCUCAAACAUGAGAAAGAUGGGCAUCACUCCAAAUAUUGCUACCUACAACUCAGUGAUGCAUGGUCUGUGUCGUGAAGGAUGUUUGGUUGAGGCAUUCAGAGUAUUUGAUUCUCUGGAGUGUAAUGGUUUAUUUCCUACCGUUGUUACUUAUGCUACUCUUAUAGAUGCUCUAUCUAGAGAAGGGUUCCUUCAAGAUGCAAAGCAUUUGCUUGGAAGAAUGGCUAUUAUUGGCAUCUCUCCUAAUAUACGCAUUCUCAACUCCCUCAUAAACGGAUAUUGCAUAUUUGGUCUUUUAGAGGAAGGCAUAAAAUUAUUCAAAGAUUUGGCUGGGUGCUCCUUCGAACCAGAUGGCCUCACUAUCAGUUCUCUCAUAUAUGGCUAUUGUACCAAAGUUGAAGAAGGGAAUCAUUACUUCAAUUCUAUGAGGUCUGUUCAUGGCAUUGAACCGGGCCCUGAUCACUACACCUGCAUGGUUGAUCUGUUUGGCCAUGCUGAUCUCCUGCAAGAGGCAUUGAACUUGAUCAACUCCAGUCCGGAUGGCCCCCAUUCAGCAGCAUGGGGGGCUCUGCUCAGUGCUACUGGGCAACAUUUAAAUUGCAAUAUGGCAAAGUUUGCGUCUGAUAUACCCGAGGCUUCAAUGGAGAGAAAAGUUGCUAAUUUUGGAAAUAUUGAGAACAAAAUCUUCGAUCCGGGAAUCUGUUUUCUGCAACAAUCUCUUUUUCAAUAA
Messenger RNA from Dendrobium catenatum, 1437 nucleotides. RefSeq names its product pentatricopeptide repeat-containing protein At4g11690-like. Gene Ontology annotation, molecular function: protein binding. The coding region runs from base 1 to 1437 and encodes 478 amino acids. Lineage: Eukaryota; Viridiplantae; Streptophyta; Magnoliopsida; Asparagales; Orchidaceae. The record is from RefSeq and is a predicted model, not a curated record. The transcript has 2 exons.